Daphnia pulicaria is the source of this 2226-nucleotide messenger RNA. Its product is annotated as ionotropic receptor 93a-like. The coding region runs from base 664 to 2079 and encodes 471 amino acids. Gene Ontology annotation, molecular function: ligand-gated monoatomic ion channel activity. Lineage: Eukaryota; Metazoa; Arthropoda; Branchiopoda; Diplostraca; Daphniidae. The record is from RefSeq and is a predicted model, not a curated record. The transcript is spliced from 10 exons. Gene Ontology annotation, cellular component: membrane.
AUGAUAUUUGCCUAAAAUUUAAUCUCUUUAAUUUUGACAUUCAGAUGGUAGAUUUAUCAACAAUGUUUUCGUGUAUGGCUUGUACUGAUCUGUGGACCUUUAGAGCUGCUGUUCAAAGUUUAAACUCGUUCUAUUUGUCGCUUGUCGGGUAUUAACUAACAUAUUUGAAUGGGAAAACUGGGCGUGUUGCCAUGCGUACUAGCUGCGUAGUAACAAACUAAUUUAACCUGACCAUGCACAAAUAAUUGCUACAUGCAAAUGGAUUAGAAGAAGAGAAACGCACUGAGUUGUUUGGUUUCUUCUUGUCCAUGUCACCAUGUUGCAUAGGUCCACAAAAUAUUCAUCAGUCGCAGAUAAUGACGUGAAGAAAGCCAACCUCGUUCCUAGUUGUGAUUCCAAAUAGCAAGAUAUAGACAUAUUGUAACACAGACACCGUCGCUAACUUAUUUUCCCUCGGUACUUUUUUCGAUUUUCUGUCGUCGAAACGCGCAUGAUAGAAAAUUCAAGGGCGGAUUGACUAAUGGCUAACUUUAAAACAGAAGGUUUUUACCGCAAUAGAUUCUUCUCGAACAUAAAAAGCCGACCACAUGAACCAAAGUGUUGCUAUACUAGCAUGUUUGGCGCUGAAACGACUAACUAGAGAAAAUACUCUGUGAUAUUUUUAUGAUGGGAUACAUUAUUCUAAUUUUGUUAUCUUUAAUUCCUCUUUUAUUAAGAUCAGUGCCGAUCAAAUUUCACGUUACCGGAAGCCCACUAUUAGAAGAAAGACAGUUGCUGCACGGCCGCCAGUUGAGAGCUUCAGCUUUUAACUUCAUGCCAUGUCUUUCCGCUACGAAAAUGUCAUCAGGAAAUUACUCUUAUUUUGGAAUCUGCAAUGAUAUUAUUAAGUGGGUUUCUGAACAUUUUCAAAUGGAGCUGAUUUACGUGCCUGUCGACAACACGGAUAGAGUCAAACUUGGCAUAGUACCUGCGCUCAUCAAGCAAAUAGUGAAACAGGAAGUCGACGUUAUCCCGUUCUCGUUCGUUCCCACGCCAGGUCUGUUGCUACAAAUAGAUUGCUCUAUUCCGCUCACGGUGGAAGACUAUUAUUUAUUACAGCCGUGGCCAAAGGAAGAGAGCCGCCUUACCGCUUGCAUCAGACCCUUCUCUUUAAACGUUUGGAUGUUAUUCUUCUUUUCGGUAAUCGCCAUCAUCGUUUUCAUGGCUCUGCUGACUCAUUAUUACCAUCAGUGGGGUACGGAAAGAAAGUCCAAGAGUUUCAUGAACGAUAUUUACGAUCACACUUUGUACACCAUGACAAUUAUCGCCGGACAAGGGAAUCACAUAUCUGCCAAAGCCAAUAUUUCACUGCGACUAGUGGCAGGUGUGUGGUGCCUGACGAUGGUCGUCCUGGUAAACGCAUAUACUGGCACUUUAAUGUCUUAUUUAACUGUUCCCAAGCUGAGGCCGAUAGUCAACACGCUGGAAGAAUUGGCGGCCAGUAGCGAGACGAGAAUGACGGUUGAUUUUGAAUUGGGCAAGGCUCGCAUGUUUCUGGAGGCCACCUCUGGCCCGAAUAAAGUUAUUGGCAAUUCGCUUCGCAACAAUCCACAGUUGUUAAUCAAAGGAAACACUUUAGACGGAGUGAAAAAUGUUUUACAGCGAGGCGCUACUUACUUUGCUAAUCAUUUGCUCGUCAACUACUUCUUGGCGAUGGACAUGAAAAGCCAUCAGGAAUGUCGCAUGACCUAUUCGGAUCCCAUUCCGUUCGUCGAGUAUUACUCACUGGGUUUACCCAAAGGCGGCCGACACAAUUCCAUCAUCAAUCACGAUUUGCAGUAUUUGUGGGAAAACGGUUUAAUUUCCCACUGGAUGUUGCAGUACACGCCCAACGUCGACAAGUGCAUGGUAGGUAAAAUCAAACCCAGUGGAAAGAUGACGUAUUUGACUCUAACAGACCUGUCGAGCGCUUUUGCACUGCUCGGCAUUGGAAUUGGACUAUCUGUUUUCGCGUUUGCGUUGGAAAGGAUGGCGUUCACGAAAUCAAAUCGACGAAACAAGAUCCGCCGUAAAGAGAAAAUGCAAUUUUACGGCCUCUGAAUUCACGACGAAAUGUAGUCGCUAUAAAAAUGGCUAGAUUUAUCCUAAUGUAAGGCUAUUCAACUAGUCCGAUAUCAAACGUUUAGUAUUUUAUAGCACUUUGUAGCCGGAAGGCAUGGUAUUCAAUACACAACUAUACUAAAAAGA